AUGGAAGCAGCAUUUUUCCUCCACAGCAUUUCUCAUUUAUUUGCUUCCUCUGUGGAUUCUUGUGAGGACAGACUGCAAGGCAGUGAUCUAUUUUUCACUCUCUGCAACAAAUCUGAGAACAAUUACGAGCAUCGCCGAGAGGAAGAACAAACUGAUUUAUCUGCUUGGAUGGGGGAAAAAAACGUCUUUGACUGGUGGAUCUUACAAAAAAAUGCACCCAAGAAGGGCUCCAAGAGAGCGGUGACUAAAACCGCCGGAAAAGGAGGAAAGAAAAGAAAGAGGACCAGGAAGGAGAGCUAUGCCAUCUACGUUUACAAGGUGCUGAAGCAGGUCCACCCCGACACCGGAAUCUCGUCAAAGGCCAUGAGCAUCAUGAACUCAUUCGUCAACGACAUCUUUGAGCGCAUCGCCUCCGAGGCUUCCCGCUUGACUCACUACAACAAGCGAUCCACCAUCACCUCAAGGGAGAUCCAGACUGCUGUCCGCCUCUUGCUCCCCGGUGAACUGGCCAAGCACGCCGUGUCUGAGGGCACCAAGGCCGUUACCAAAUUCACCAGCUCCAAGUAAACUGCUGCCAACUACUAAUACACCAACUAGCUAAAUUAUAAAAAUUAGCCAUUUUUAUAUUUUGCUUGUUUUUACGUUAUUGUAUUUUGCACAACUGUUACUGUGAAACUCGCACACAAGAAUUUCACUCGCAUGUACUGUACCAGUGUACCUGCACAUGUGACGUGACAAUAAAAGUGAUUUGAUUUG
Messenger RNA from Nothobranchius furzeri (turquoise killifish), 756 nucleotides. RefSeq names its product histone H2B 1/2-like. Gene Ontology annotation, molecular function: DNA binding; structural constituent of chromatin; protein heterodimerization activity. The record is from RefSeq and is a predicted model, not a curated record. NCBI's taxonomy places the organism in Eukaryota, Metazoa, Chordata, Actinopteri, Cyprinodontiformes, Nothobranchiidae. Gene Ontology annotation, cellular component: nucleosome.